AUGUCCUUUAGACAGUUGUACAAAGAAUACUGUUCUAUCAACUCGUCAAAUGGACAAGGGCCUAUGGAAUGGGGAGCAAAAUGUGUCAAUCUACUUCAAUGGAAUCAAGAUCCAGCAGUAUGGUUAAUCUUCUCCAAACUUAGUUCACUGCAGAAUGAGAAACUAGAACAAAAUCUUUUUCUUGACUGCGGAAAUGAACUAACUAUUCAAGGAGCUGUCACGGCAAUGCAAUUAUGUGAACACGAAACCAAGUCCGGAUUCAUGGCUACUAAACGUUCUACCAGAACGACGAAAAAGAAGAAGAAAGUUAUCUGUGCAAGAUGUCAGAAAACUGGCCACAAAUCUCCAGACUGUAGAGCACCAACUCCAGUUUCAAAAGGGAAUCUGGCUCAAACAGAAUCUGAUAGUGACGAUUCGACUUCCUUUACUGCAGUUUACUACGGAAAUCUUUCUCACGAAGAGGAAACAGCUUCAAGUACAACUCAUGUUACUAACAUAUCUCAAUCACCUGAGACUGAAAUCUAUUGGAUUGUCAGUGGUGCAUCUGAACAUAUUUCGAACAACAGAGAUCACUUCACAGACUUUCGUCCAACCAGUGGAUAUAUUUCUGGAAUAGCAUCUGGUGUUAUGGUGAAUGGGAAAGGAACUGUUGUCUUAUCUAAAGGACACAAGACAGUGACACUAAAAGAUGUUCUAUAUGCUCCACAAUGUCCAUCCAACCUGAUUGCUAUUAACAAAGCUGUGCUUGCUGGUAAGGAGAUUAAAAUUAGUAACAAGAAAUUAUG
This is a messenger RNA of Ogataea angusta, 785 nucleotides long. RefSeq lists its product as uncharacterized. NCBI's taxonomy places the organism in Eukaryota, Fungi, Ascomycota, Pichiomycetes, Pichiales, Pichiaceae. Gene Ontology annotation, molecular function: zinc ion binding; nucleic acid binding. The annotation marks the transcript as partial. The record is from RefSeq and is a predicted model, not a curated record. The transcript has a single exon.